Molecule: messenger RNA, 2041 nt
Organism: Drosophila kikkawai
Lineage: Eukaryota; Metazoa; Arthropoda; Insecta; Diptera; Drosophilidae
Gene: Tsp3A
Product: Tetraspanin 3A
Cellular component (GO): plasma membrane
Source: RefSeq, a predicted model, not a curated record
GCACCGAUACGCGCCGUCCGAUUGUUUUCAUUGUUUAUGUACGCGUACAUACAUAUGUGUGUUUAUAGUUGAUUAAGUUAAACUGGGCUUUGGAGAGCGAUUAGCUGGACUUAGCAGGAAUCGAAAAGUCGUAAGGCCAAUGCCUAUGACAGCGGGCGUAGGGCGUGCAAACAGAGUGUGAAAUAACUGCCAGCGAAAGGGAAAGAGGAAGCAGCAGCAACAGCCACAAAUUUCUGCGAAGGAGAGGAGAAAAUUUACGAGAUUUCAAUUGAAAAUAAAAGAAAACGCCGAGGAUGAACAACUACAGGUAUCAGGGGGGCGGCGGCGGCGGUGUAGGUGGCGUGGGGAUGAUUGGUGGUCGCGGAUACAGCGGGAUCGAGGUGCGCGACAUGCAUCCGCAUCACUUUACGUACGUGAGCCAGUUCGUCAAGUAUAUGAUCUUCCUGCUGAACUUUGUGUUCUGGCUGUUCGGUGGCCUGCUCCUCGGCAUCGGCAUCUAUGCGUUCAAGGACAAAUGGGAGGAGGCAAACGGCUGGGUGCGUCUGGAGACCAUUUACGAUGUGAUCUUUAACAUCUCCCUGGUGAUGAUUAUCGCCGGCAUGGUCAUCUUCCUUGUUAGCUUCUCUGGCUGCCUGGGCGCCCUGCGGGAGAACACUUUCUUGCUGAAGCUCUACUCCAUGUGCCUGCUGCUCUUCUUCCUCAUGGAAAUGGCCAUCGCCAUAAUUUGCUUCGUGUUCCCACAGUACAUGAACUCAUUCCUGGAGAAACAGUUCACGGACAAGAUCAUCCACUCGUAUCGCGACGAUCCGGACUUGCAGAACUUUAUUGAUUUUGCCCAGCAGGAGUUUAAGUGCUGUGGCCUCAGCAAUGCCGGAUAUCAGGAUUGGAGCAAAAAUGAGUACUUCAACUGCAGCUCGCCAUCGGUGGAGAAGUGUGGUGUGCCCUACAGCUGCUGCAUCAAUGCCACCGAUAUAUCCUCCGGCCUGGUUAACAUCAUGUGUGGCUAUGGCGUCCAGGAGACGCCUGUGCCGGAGGCUAGGAAACGCAUUUGGACCAGCGGCUGCAUUGAAAUCGUACGCGUGUGGGCCGAACGCAAUCUGUACGUGAUAGCUGGCAUCGCUUUGGGCAUCGCUCUCGUCCAGCUGCUGGUCAUCUAUCUGGCCAAGACCCUGGAGGGUCAAAUUGAGUUGCAAAAGUUACGCUGGUCGGCGUGAGAUCCGGGCCAGCCCGAAUUUUACGGGCACUACGACCUUCAACCGUAAAUGACCCCUGUGACCUCUGUCGUCCUCCCUAUCUGUAUAGUAAUUUCCGUGGAUAUCGCUCACCUGAUCCUUAAUUCAAAUUUAAGCAUUUAAAAAUGGAAAAAUUGAAAGCAAAGUAUUAACCAAAAAUGCAGGAAAUUCACAAGAUAUUUUUUUGCAAUUUAAACUUUGAAACGUAAGUGAGCGUUAUUCGCAUAUACAUUUUUUUGUGUUAACCUUAAGCUCACUUUGGUAUCGUGCAAUAUUCAUUUUGACCUCUCCAUAUCCAACAAGAAAAGCAAUGAACAAAGUUAUUAUUUAAGAGAAAAAAUAUUUUAAUCUACAGUAACUCCAAUAUCUACAAAGGCAGGGCUGCCGCAAAAAUUGCUUUGCAUUUAAGAUGGAUUUCAAAUUAUAUCCCAGAGAGAGAUUUCUGUGGCCUCCAAGCCUGUCUCAGCCCCAUACUUGUUGAAUACUCUCCAUCUCAAUCCGACCAAAUACGCCAUAUCAUAUAUUUGGCCAGUGAAUAUUCUUGCGAAAAUCUCAAUGUUGUAUAGCCACAAACACAAACUUACUAUAUAUAUAUAUAUCCAGACUGUAUAUACGUACAUAGAACGGACAAGGUCUUACAAUCCGUAAACGCAUUUAUACGCAACAUUUCUAGUGAACACAAAAAAAUAACCAAUCGAACAAAACUUAAAUAUAAAUGUAGCAUUUUUUAAUAUUAGUUUAUGUAUGUAAUAUUAAUGUAGAACCCUAAAAUGUAGAUUUACACUAUAAUAAAAACACAGUAAAAGCAA